Molecule: messenger RNA, 847 nt
Organism: Stegostoma tigrinum
Lineage: Eukaryota; Metazoa; Chordata; Chondrichthyes; Orectolobiformes; Stegostomatidae
Product: late histone H2B.L4-like
Exons: 1
Coding region: 9-389 (126 amino acids)
Cellular component (GO): nucleosome
Molecular function (GO): DNA binding; protein heterodimerization activity; structural constituent of chromatin
Source: RefSeq, a predicted model, not a curated record
CCGUCGUUAUGGCAGAUGAGAAGAAAUCGCAGGCAACUUCCAAGAAAGGCGCGAAGAAAAUCAUCAAGAAGGCGCCGGGGAAAAGCGGCAAGAAAAGGAGCCGACGCAGGAAAGAAAGUUACUCCAUCUACAUCUACAAAGUGAUGAAGCAGGUUCACCCCGACACCGGCAUCUCCUCUAGGGCCAUGAGCAUCAUGAACUCGUUCGUCAGCGAUAUUUUCGAGCGUAUCGCAGGGGAGGCUUCCCGCCUGGCCCAUUACAACAAGCGCAGCACCAUCAGCUCCCGGGAGAUCCAGACCGCCGUGCGGCUGUUGCUGCCCGGGGAGCUGGCCAAGCACGCCGUGUCGGAGGGUACAAAGGCGGUGACCAAGUACACCAGCUCCAAGUGAGACACCUCGCUGUGCUGAAAGCAGACACCAAUCCAAAACCCAACGGCUCUUUUAAGAGCCACCCACAAUUGCACUGAGGCAGCUGAACCGUUUUAACUUGGAUCGCCGAUGCUGGAGAAUCUGAGACAACCAGGUGUGGGCCUGGGUGAACACAGCAAGCCAAGCAGCAUCAGAGGAGCAGGAAUGUUGACGUUUCGGGGCGAAGGUUAUGUGAGUUUUUCCUAAAUAUUUCAGGUGCACUUGCAAUAUGAAAAUGAAUUAAAUUCUAUGAAAAAUUAAAUUAUUCAUUCCUCUUUGUAAAACGUCAUUUUCCUAAUUCGGACAUGUUGGAGGGUUUUGUCCCUGUGGGUAAUGAGCCCUAAAUUUCUCCCGUGGUAACGAAAGCAAAUGACCCCGUAUUUGAGACCAACGAAGAGUAGUAUCGUGCGAGAUAAUAAAAUGAAGUUGGAUGAACACAG